GAUAAAUGUAUGUAGUGUAUUCAGUGUAUUUAGCUUGAUCAACAUUCCAAGGAUUACAUGAUUUUAUAGUAGAAAAUAAGACAUAAAAGAUUCGGGCGACAUGGUCGCCAUGUUCGAAUUGAUAUGCAGAUCAAUAAUCAGGAUCCGCGGAAUCCUUUGUUGAUUGUGUGAAUAUCUUGAAAAGACGUCGUUGAUGUAGUUUGUCGUACGGAGUCGCCAUGUAGCUUUUGUCAUGAUGUCCAGAGACACCAUGUAUAGAUUGUUUAGAUAAGCUUCUACUACUAUGUCCAGGGUCACUGUGGACAUUUCUUUAUAUAAGCUCGCCCUGGCAUCCAAGGCUAUAGUGCACUCUGGUCUUCUACUUGCGUCCAUGGUUGCUAUGGACGUGCUCUUUGGAUAAGCUUACCAUGACAUCCAUGGUUACUCCGUACUCCCUAUUCUUCUACUAACUCUUGUCCAUAGUCGCCAUGUACAGUCUUUUAUCUCCUAACCCGCCCAUGGUCACCACGUACGAGCUCUUCUUAUACCUUAUCAUCAUCCGUACAUAGUUACCGUGCACAUGAACCUCUAACUCACUUUCAUCCAUGUUAAUCCGAUCAAUAUUUAUCCAUGGUUGGGAUAAUUAUACCAUCACAAGCCCCCACUCCCUAAGCCAAAUAGCAUAUUGGCGAUAGGGAGUAUAGGCAUAGUUGCCGUGUCAAUGUUGAUAGACAUAGUUGCCGAUUCAAUGUUGAGUGUACAUGGUCACCAUGUCAAUUUUUGUUUUUUGUCUUUACCCAUUCAAUCAUUUUAACUAAUUCAAUUUUCCUUUUCUUUUACUGAAGUGUGCAGCUCAUGACUCCAAAUUUACUUCCUUCCUAGCAGCUUCGUUGGUGAGGGUCAAGGACUGCCAUACUGCCCAGGUCGCAGCUCGUCGGCAGCCACCAGCCGGUCAACGUCUCCAGCCGCCACCAGCGUCCAAUUACGCAACCAGCCUACCCACGUUCGAAGUUCUUGCCUGCCGUCGUACUCCAUCCGCCCCAGACGGUCGCUGCGAGUAAACAGAGCACCCCAACCACACUGGCGGUGUCCCUAUAGCCUGGCAUUAGCGCACUCCGGUGACCUCAGGGACUGUGCCGUCGUCGUCUGUCAUCCUGCCAUCGCCGUCUUCCACCUGCGUCGUCGUUGUCCCGCUGAAGGUCUGAAUCAGAUUCUGCCGCCGUUGCUGUUAGAAUACACAGAUAUGACAUCGCGGUUGGAGAUGUUCCAAAGCUUCGACCAGGAUGGGCCUCGCGGUAGUGACCAGGGGCGCUCUGACAAGAAACCAAGGGUUCCCUCCGUCACAAAAGGCAAGGAUGCCAUUGUAACUGUGCCUUCAUCCAUUGCAAAACGCAGGGCCGCUAGCCCCGCAGCCCGCGUCACCCGUAGCAUGAGUGAUAUUCCCACGGCGGGGAUGACUACUUGGUUACGAGGUAACCUUGAGUUACCUCCGCUCUUAUCACAGGUGAUCACGGCGACUGAGAAGGAGAAAAUUUCAACACUUGACCAUGCUGCUUUAGAGAAGAGGAGCCACCAUGGCCUGGCCGAGCUACUGUUGUCCAUCUCCGAGGUGAACCGAAGGAAAGAUGAGCGCGAGAAAGAUUUGUCGCUACAACUCACCGAAUUAGCGAAGGAGGUGGCAUCGCUCAAGCUCGUGCAUGACUCACAUGCAGCCGAGGUCACUGCGCUUAAAGAAAUGCACACCGUGGAGUUGGCCAAUGCAAGGGGGCGGGCCGUGGAUGCAUACAAGAAUUCUCCAGAGUUCGUGUCUGAUCAGGAAGCAUACAUUAAUGCCCACUUGAACGAUAUUAGCAAGCAUUGGUUGUCUACUCCGGAAGGUCGUGAGAAACUGGCCUUAGAGAGCUACAUCUCCUACCAGAUCGGGAUAUAUGCCACUCAACAGAAAAUAUAUCCUAUCUUGAGGGAUAAGGCUGGUACCUCUUGCAUCACUGAUUGGGGACUUCCUCCUGAGGUUCCCAACCCUGAGAUCCCGGUAGCCAACACGCCCCUGGACUAUAUUCCUUUUGACAGACUCCCCACUGAUGAGGAGCUUGGCGAUCUUCCUUCCGAGACAGAUCACCCAGCUUCGACUGCUUCUGUGCCUUAGAGCAUGGGAGUGACGGAUGGACGUAGUGUAGACUUUAAUUCUGUCAUGUCUUCAAUUAUGAGUACCUGAAUUGCUAAACAUGUUUUGAAUUUCAUAAAAUAAUAAUGAUGCAUG
Messenger RNA from Cuscuta epithymum, 2239 nucleotides. The record is from the annotation of a GenBank genome assembly. NCBI's taxonomy places the organism in Eukaryota, Viridiplantae, Streptophyta, Magnoliopsida, Solanales, Convolvulaceae.